CCCAGGAUUCUGACACUUCACCACAUGUCAUUAUGGAGAGCAGUAAUGAACAUUGGCCUGUUUUGGGUUAGCGGAUGACCUUUGGAAAUGAUCCAAUAAUAUCUACUACAGACAAGCUAAAUAAACUCCAUUUGGAGUUAAGAGCCCAAAUUGUUACUUAAUUUUGAAGAUGACAGAUCCAAUCAUGGACUUCUUUGAUGAUGCCAAUCUUUUUGGUGAGACUUUAGAAGGAUUGUCAGAUGAUACGUUUGUACAACCAGGACCUGUCUCACUAGUUGAUGAAUUGAACUUGGGUGCAGAAUUUGAACCUUUGCACAUAGACUCAUUGAACCAUGUUCAAAGUACUCCAACACAUCAGAAGAUGACUGAUUUUGAACAGUUAAAUCAGUUUGACUCAAUGAAAUUUCACCAAGUUAAUCAAUCUUUUGGAAGCCCAGCUGAACAUAUGUUAUCUCCACAUUCUCAAUUUAAUUGUUCUCCUAUCCACCCCCCAAACCAACCCAAUGGUUUGUUUCCAGAUGUAGCAGAUGGCAGUCCAAUGUGGGGCCAUCAGACAGCUCCUAGCAUUUCUAAUCAAAAUGGAUCUCCUUUUCACCAACAAGGACAUUCACACUCUAUGCAUCAAAAUAAAAGCUUUGUGGCACACCCUGACUUUGCCUUAUUUCAGGCCAAUGAACAACAAACACAGUGUACUUCAUUACGCUCACAACAGAACAGAAAUAAUCUUAAUCCAGGGCAAAACUCUCUUAGCCAAUCUAAAAAUUUUAUAGAUGUUAAUGUUUCUGGUCCACAUAGAGUCAAUGUUAAUCACCCAUCUCAUAUUACUAAUGCAUCUGCUUCACAACCAUCUCAUUCAAUUCAUUUUUCUCAAACAUCAAAUCCUUCAGUACACUUCCUUAAGUGUAACAGUCAUCAAGACGGAAAUUUUAAUGGAUCAUCUCCAAAUAUGACUUCUUGUUCUGUCAGCAAUUCACAGCAGUUUUCUUCACAUUAUUCCUUUCCCAGUAAUCAUGUAUCACCCAACAGUCUCCUUCAAUCCUCUGCAGUUCUUGCACCUAAUCAUGCAAAUCAGACUUUAUCUGAUUUUACUGGAAGUAAUUCCUUUUCGCCUCAUAGGAGAAUCAAGCAAGAAUCCACUCAGCAUAUCCUAAACCCCAGUGCAUCAUUGAAUUCAAAUAAUUUCCAAAUGUUGCAUUCAUCACAUCCUCAGGGUAAUUAUAGCAGUUCAAAAUUAUCUCCUGUGCACAUGAACUUCCAAGAUCCUGUUGACUCAGGAGCUCAAAUGAGCCAUUUCAGUGAUCAUGUAGAAACCAAUGGUUUUUCAACUUUAGAAGAGAAUUUACUUCAUCAAAUGGGAUCUCAUACUGAGCCAUUUACAGGACUUGACUCAGAGGAACUUCUUCAGGAGGGUCUUCUUCCCCAAUUUGAUGAGACAACAUUUGGACAAGAUAAUUCAAAUCAUGUUUUGGAUCAUGACCUUGAUCGACACUUUACUUCCCAUCUUAUAGCACGACCUUCUGAUAUGGCUCAUACUCAGUUGCAAUAUCAGGCUCGGAGUUGGCAUUCAUCAUUUCCUAAUCAUCAGCAUUUACAUGACAGAAAUCGCCUGUGUUUACAGCGACAGCCUCCAUCUUCCAAGAAGAGUGAUGGUUCUGGGACAUAUACUAAGUUGCAGAAUACCCAGGUGAGGGUCAUGUCUGAGAAGAAGCAGAGAAAAAAAGUGGAAUCAGAAAGCAAGCAAGAAAAGGCUAAUCGUAUUAUAUCAGAGGCCAUAGCAAGAGCAAAGGAACGUGGGGAGCGCAAUAUUCCACGAGUAAUGAGUCCUGAAAACUUUCCUAGUGCUUCAGUUGAAGGAAAAGAGGAAAAGAAAGGUAGAAGGAUGAAAUCUAAACCAAAGGACAAAGACAGCAGAAAAACAAAAACUUGUUCUAAGUUAAAAGAGAAGACAAAAAUUGGCAAACUCAUUAUUUCAUUGGGUAAGAAACAAAAAAGAAAGACUGAGUCUUCAGAUGAAAUAUCUGAUGCAGAGCAGAUGCCACAACACACAUUGAAAGAUCAAGACUCUCAAAAAAGAAGGUCUAAUCGACAAAUUAAAAGAAAAAAGUAUGCAGAAGAUACAGAAGGAAAACAAUCUGAAGAAGAGGUUAAAGGGGCUAUGAAAAUAAAAAAGAAUUCAGCUCCUUUACCUGGUGAACAGCCUUUACAAUUAUUUGUGGAAAAUCCAAGUGAAGAAGAUGCUGCAAUUGUAGAUAAAAUACUAUCUUCUAGAAUUGUAAAAAAGGAAAUAUCACCUGGAGUGACGAUUGAUACAGAAGAAUAUUUUGUGAAAUAUAAAAACUACUCCUAUCUUCACUGUGAAUGGGCCACAGAACAGCAGCUGUUGAAAGAUAAAAGGAUUCAGCAGAAAAUCAAACGAUUCAAAUUGAGACAAGCACAAAGAGCACAUUUUUUUGCAGAUAUGGAAGAAGAACCAUUUAAUCCAGACUACGUUGAAGUAGACAGAGUAUUAGAAGUCUCUUUUUGUGAAGAUAAAGAUACUGGUGAGCCUGUCAUUUACUAUUUGGUCAAGUGGUGCUCAUUGCCAUAUGAAGAUAGUACAUGGGAAUUAAAAGAAGAUGUAGAUCUUGCAAAAAUAGAAGAGUUUGAACAAUUGCAAGCUGCAAGGCCUGACACAAGACAUUUGGAUCGUCCUCCCUCUAAUAUUUGGAAGAAAAUAGAUCAAUCCAGGGACUAUAAAAAUGGGAAUCAACUCAGGGAAUAUCAACUAGAAGGUCUUAACUGGCUCUUGUUCAACUGGUACAAUAGGCGAAACUGCAUUUUAGCAGAUGAAAUGGGUCUUGGGAAAACCAUUCAAUCAAUUACAUUCCUCCAUGAAAUCCUUCUGACUGGCUUAAAAGGACCUUUCCUGAUUAUUGCACCUCUUUCUACCAUUGCAAACUGGGAGAGAGAAUUUCGUACGUGGACUGAUAUUAAUGUUGUGGUUUAUCAUGGGAGCCUGAUUAGCAGACAGAUGAUACAGCAAUAUGAGAUGUACUUCAGGGAUUCACAGGGGCGUAUCAUACGAGGAGCUUACAGAUUCCAAGCUAUCAUCACCACAUUUGAAAUGAUUCUUGGGGGCUGUGGUGAGCUUAAUGCCAUUGAAUGGCGAUGUGUGAUAAUUGAUGAAGCACACAGGUUAAAAAAUAAAAAUUGUAAACUACUGGAAGGCUUGAAACUCAUGAAUCUGGAACACAAGGUCCUUUUGACUGGCACUCCUCUCCAAAAUACAGUUGAAGAACUAUUCAGUCUUCUUCAUUUUCUUGAACCUUUAAGGUUUCCUUCUGAAUCAACAUUUUUGCAAGAAUUUGGAGAUCUUAAAACAGAGGAACAGGUGCAGAAACUUCAGGCCAUUCUGAAACCAAUGAUGUUGAGGCGAUUAAAGGAAGACGUAGAAAAGAAAUUAGCACCUAAGGAAGAAACCAUCAUUGAAGUUGAGCUUACUAACAUACAAAAGAAAUACUACAGGGCUAUUUUGGAGAAGAACUUUUCAUUUUUAUCCAAAGGAGUAGGACAAACUAAUGUACCUAACUUGGUCAAUACCAUGAUGGAGCUCAGAAAAUGCUGUAAUCAUCCAUAUCUUAUUAAAGGUGCCGAGGAAAAAAUACUUGGUGAAUUUAGAGAUACAUAUAAUCCAGCUGCUUCUGAUUUUCACCUUCAAGCAAUGAUCCAGUCUGCUGGUAAAUUGGUUUUAAUUGACAAAUUGCUUCCCAAAAUGAAAGCAGGAGGUCAUAAAGUACUCAUCUUCUCUCAGAUGGUUCGCUGCCUUGAUAUCCUGGAAGACUAUCUCAUACAUAAAAGAUAUUUAUAUGAGCGAAUUGAUGGAAGAGUCAGAGGGAAUCUCCGACAAGCUGCAAUAGAUCGAUUUAGUAAACCUGAUUCAGAUCGAUUUGUUUUUCUCCUUUGUACCCGAGCUGGUGGGCUGGGCAUCAAUUUAACUGCAGCUGAUACAUGUAUAAUUUUUGAUUCUGAUUGGAAUCCUCAAAAUGACCUUCAGGCCCAAGCUCGUUGCCACAGAAUUGGUCAGGACAAAGCAGUUAAAGUCUACAGAUUAGUAACUCGUAACUCCUAUGAGAGAGAGAUGUUUGACCGGGCCAGUCUGAAACUUGGCCUUGAUAAAGCUGUGCUACAGAGCAUGAGUGGAAGAGAAAGUAAUGUUGGUGGUAUUCAGCAGCUUUCUAAAAAGGAAAUAGAAGAUUUGCUUAGAAGAGGUGCUUAUGGUGCCAUUAUGGAGGAGGAAGACGAAGGCUCCAAAUUCUGUGAAGAGGACAUUGAUCAGAUUUUAUUACGCCGUACAAAAACUAUUACUAUUGAGUCAGAAGGUCGUGGGUCAACAUUUGCCAAGGCAAGUUUUGUGGCAUCUGGAAACAGGACAGAUAUUUCCUUGGAUGAUCCCAAUUUCUGGCAAAAAUGGGCUAAGAAAGCAGAAAUCGAUAUAGAUACCCUCAGUGGCAGAAAUAGCUUGGUUAUUGACACUCCAAGAAUUAGGAAGCAAACAAGACCCUUUAGUGCCACAAAAGAUGAAUUGGCUGAAUUAUCUGAAGCUGAAAGUGAAGGAGAUGAAAAACCUAAACUUCGGAGACCCUGUGAUCGCUCCAGUGGCUAUGGAAGAACUGAAUGCUUUAGAGUAGAGAAAAACCUGCUAGUUUAUGGAUGGGGCCGAUGGAGAGAGAUUCUUUCUCAUGGACGUUUUAAAAGGCAGCUAAAUGAGCAUGAUGUAGAAAUAAUUUGCCGCGCUCUUUUAGCAUAUUGUCUCAUUCAUUACCGAGGAGAUGAAAAAAUUAAAGGUUUCAUCUGGGAUCUCAUUACACCAACUGAAGAUGGACAGACACGUGAGCUACAAAAUCAUCUAGGCCUGUCAGCUCCUGUGCCCAGGGGUCGGAAAGGGAAGAAAGUAAAAACUCAAACAAGCUCAUUUGACAUACAAAAAGCAGACUGGCUUCGAAAAUACAAUCCUGAGCAACUACUUCAAGAUGAAGGCUACAAAAAACAUAUUAAACACCACUGUAAUAAGGUUUUGCUUCGUGUGAGGAUGCUAUAUUAUCUAAAGCAAGAAGUUAUUGGAAGUGAGUGUCAGAAAGUAUUUGAUGGAGUUGAUGCAAGUGACAUUGAUGUUUGGGUACCAGAACCAGAUCAUUCAGAAGUUCCUGCUGAUUGGUGGGACUUUGAUGCUGACAAGUCACUCCUUAUCGGAGUAUUUAAACACGGUUAUGAAAAAUAUAACACUAUUCGAGCAGACCCAGCAUUAUGCUUCUUGGAAAGAGUGGGAAAACCUGAUGACAAAGCAGUGGCUGCAGAACAGAGAGCAAAUGAUUAUAUGGAUGGAGAUGUUGAAGAUCCAGAAUAUAAACCUGCUCCUGCCAUCUUUAAAGAUGAUAUAGAGGAUGAUGUUUCCUCACCUGGAGAUCUCGUUAUAGCAGAUGGAGAUGGUCAAGUGAUGGAAGGGGAUAAAAUUUAUUGGCCUACUCAGUCAGCAUUAACCACAAGGCUGAGACGUCUCAUCACUGCCUAUCAGCGAACUAAUAAAAACAGACAAAUCCAGCAGAUACAACCCACCUUCUCAGUGCCUGCCAGCGUGACUCAGCCUAUUUGUGAAGAAACUACUCUUAGUCCUAAAAUGGCAGCCAAGAUAGAGAGGCAGCAGAGAUGGACAAGAAGAGAAGAAGCUGAUUUUUAUAGAGUUGUAUCUACAUUUGGAGUAGUUUUUGACCCUAACAGAGGCCGAUUUGAUUGGACAAAAUUUCGAGCUAUGGCCCGACUACACAAGAAAACUGAUGAUAGUUUGGAAAAAUAUUUGUACUCAUUUGUUUCGAUGUGUCGGCGGGUUUGUCGUCUUCCUUCCAAAGAUGAAUUGGUGGAUCCAAAUAUUUUUAUCCAACCAAUCACAGAAGAACGUGCUUCGAGGACUUUGUAUCGCAUUGAACUUCUAAGAAAAGUACGGGAACAAGCCCUUCGACAUCCACAGUUGUUUGAACGCUUGAAGCUCUGCCAUCCAAAUCCAGAUUUACCAGUCUGGUGGGAAUGUGGCCUUCAUGAUAGGGAUUUGCUUAUUGGUGCUGCUAAACAUGGGGUGAGCCGAACAGACUAUCACAUUCUUCGUGAUCCUGAACUCUCCUUUAUGGCAGCUCAAAGGAACUACAGUCAAAGUAAGAUGGCGCAUUCAAGAACUUCUACCCCACUUUUACAGCAAUAUCAAGUAGCACUUUCUGCUUCUUCUCUUACCUCUCUGCCUAGGCUCCUAGAUGCUAAAGGUAUUCUAGAGGAUAUAAAAGUGAAAAAUGAAAACGUUAAAGAAGAGCCUCCUUCUUCUGAAGAAGAAUCUAUGUCUUCUGUGGAUACCAGGACAAUAAUAAAGUCUGAGCCUGUAAGUCCAAAGAAUGGAAUUUUGUCACAGGCUGCUGAAGACCAGAAAUCUGGUGGAAAAGGUGAAACAGACAGACGCAUGGUUUCAGCCAGAACAGAACCUCUUACUCCAAACCCAGCUUCUAAGAAACAGAGAAUCCACAAAAGAGGAUCAGAGUCUAGUUCUGAUUCUGACUCUGAGUCUGAGAGAUCAUCCUGUUCUUCCAGAUCAUCAUCUUCUUCGUCUUCCUCCUCUUCUUGUUCCCAUUCUCGAUCAGGCUCUAGUUCUUCUUCAUCCUCAUCUUGUUCUUCAGCAUCUUCAUCUUCCUCCUCCUCAUCAUCAUCGUCAUCAUCUUCUUCUUCUUCAUCAGAAGAAAGUGACAGUGAAGAAGAGGAAGUCCAAAAGCGAGAAGGUACUCCUCACAUGAAAGCUUAUGAUGAAGAAAGUGUUGCAUCACUGAGCACUACACAGGAUGAGACCCAGGAUAGUUUCCAAGCUAACAACGGGACUCCAGAGUCUGCUUACCUCUUACAAGGUGGAUACAUGCUGGCAGCCUCAUAUUGGCCAAAGGAUCGGGUGAUGAUCAACCGGUUGGACAGUAUUUGUCAAACAGUUCUUAAAGGGAAGUGGCCUUCAGCUAGAAGAAGUUAUGAUGCUAACACAGUGGCUUCUUUCUAUACCACAAAACUGCUGGACAGCCCUGGAGCAGCUACAGAAUAUAGUGAGCCCAGUGUUCCCACUCCCCCAGGUGCUGGUGUCAAAGAAGAACAAGACCAGUCAACACAAAUGUCAAAGGUGAAGAAGCAUGUACGAGAAAAGGAGUUUACAGUGAAAAUCAAAGACGAAGGUGGUUUGAAGUUGACAUUUCAGAAGCAGGGGCUUGCUCAGAAAAGACCAUUUGAUAGUGAAGAUGGUGCUCUGGGGCAACAACAGUACCUCACCCGACUUCGGGAGCUUCAAAGUGCAUCAGAGACAAGCCUGAUCAAUUUUCCAAAAUCUAUGCCUCUGUCAGGUACCUCCAUUCAGUCAACAUCUGGUGCCAAUGGAGUAAUACUAGAUAACCAGCCUCUGGUCAAGAAAAGACGAGGAAGGAGGAAGAAUGUAGAAGGUGUCGACAUCAUGUUUUUUAACAAGAAUAAACCACCUAAUCAUGUUACUUUAAGCUUAACCACCUCACAGAUUUCCCCAGGACUAAAUCCAGCCCUAUCCUAUACUCAACCUCAAAGAAUUCCAGAUACAGAAAGUCCAGUUCCCGUUAUUAAUCUUAAAGAUGGAACAAGACUUGCAGGAGAUGAUGCACCGAAGAGAAAGGAUUUGGAAAAAUGGCUUAAAGAGCACCCAGGUUAUGUGGAAGAUUUAGGAGCUUUUAUUCCUAAAAUGCAACUACAUGAGGGAAGGCCUAAACAAAAAAGGCAUCGUUGUAGAAAUCCCAAUAAACUUGAUAUUAAUAGCCUUACUGGAGAAGAACGUGUUCAGCUGAUUAACAGAAGAAAUGCCAGAAAGGUUGGAGGUGCAUUUGCUCCCCCUUUGAAAGAUUUAUGUAGAUUCUUAAAAGAAAAUUCAGAAUAUGGAGUAGCUCCUGAAUGGGGAGAUGUUGUUAGACAAUCUGGGUUUCUUCCAGAAAGUAUGUAUGAACGCAUUCUCACCGGUCCUGUUGUAAGAGAGGAAGUGAGCCGGCGAGGGAGACGACCUAAAAGUGGAAUUGCAAAGGCCACCGCAGCAGCAGCAGCAGCAGCAGCAGCUGUAUCUGCCACCAAUGUUACAGGCAAUCCUUUGUUAACCAAUGGAUUACUCCCAGGUGUGGAUCUAACAACUCUUCAGGCCUUACAACAAAACCUGCAAAACUUGCAGUCACUGCAAGUUACUGCUGGGCUUAUGGGAAUGCCUGCUGGCCUUUCUUCAGGAGGAGAUAGUAAAAACAUGGCUGCUAUGUUCCCCAUGCUGCUGUCAGGAAUGGCUGGAUUACCAAAUCUGUUGGGCAUGGGAGGACUCCUGACAAAAUCUGCAGAAUCUGGGGCAGAAGAAAAAAAGGGAAAUGUUUCCAAGGAGCUAGAAUUAAAAAAAGAAAGGACAGAGAGCCAAAAUCCAGAGAAUGGUGGAGAAAACUCUGUGUCAAGUUCUCCUUCAACUUCCUCUACUGCUGCAUUAAAUACAGCUGCAGCUACCAACCCUUUAGCUCUUAACCCACUAUUACUAUCUAAUAUACUUUAUCCAGGGAUGCUUCUCACUCCAGGCCUUAAUCUUCAUAUUCCAACCUUGUCCCAGUCUAAUAAUUUUGAUGUACAGAAAAACAAAAACAGUGACUUAGGCUUGUCUAAGUCUGUAGAAGAAAAAGAAGAAGAUUCCAGAGUUAAAGAUCAGGAAGGCAAGGGGGGACCUGAACCUAGUCCUCUCAAUGAAAACAGCACAGAUGAGGGUUCAGAGAAAGCAGAUGCUUCAUCAGGGUCGGAUAGUACAUCAUCGUCCUCGGAGGAUUCCGAUUCUAGUAAUGAAGACUGAUUUCCAGACUGCACUUAAAUUAUGAACUGAUUUUCAGAUUUUUCUUUAAUUAUUAAUUGUAAAUAUCCCAGUGUUGAGUGCAUCAAUAAGUUACUGAUGGAACAUUUCAGUUAUUUGUUUAGAAGUGCAAACUGCUUUCAGAGACAUUUUGCAUGUAAUAUUUCUUAAGAUUCAUAAGUUUCUGAACUCGUAUGUACUAUCAAAUACAUAAUGGUAUAAAAUUACAACAAAAGGCAUUAUAAUUUUGUUGGGGGUUAAUUUUAUGAAAAUUAUGCUCAAUAAGAGUUGUAUAUUUAAUAUAUUUGCAGUGAACACAGAAUACUUUAUGCAUAUUACUGAUUUAAUUUUGAGUAUAGUUUUACAGCCUCCUUGACACCUAUCAUUUACAGAUCAAAACUCAGCAAUAAUUUGGGCAGCUAAUGAAUGUCAUGAAAGCUGUAGAAUCUACAUCACCAUCCAUUGCUUUAAUUACAUGAAAAUGCUCUAGUGUUGUGAUGCACUGCUGAUGUUUCCAAUUCAGGUACAAGUAUGUUUUAAAGAAGAAAUAAGUUUCCCAAUCAGCCAAUUUAACUGGCUACCUGUUACCUCAGCUGAGUUAGUUUAGGAAGUUUACAUUCAUUUCUAAUUCUGUACUUGUUUUCAGGGGUUUUUUAAACACAUAUAUCAUUAAUCUGGCAAAGAAUAUGACUUGUUUUUUGCUGAGCUUCAUUUGAACUCAGUAAAAUUAAGUCAUACAAUAAUCUUGUGUCAUGUAACUUUGGCACCCUAUAGGCAUAGAUGUAACUUUUCAAAGUUUGGCCUCCUAUUAAAAAUAAUUAUGUCUCAGAUGAGAAAUGUCUUUUUCCAGGGUUCAGAAAGGGCAAACUCAUGAAAUGCCACUGAGAAAAACUUUCAACACAGCAUACUUCAUGUAAAAGAAAUUGUUUGUUCACUUUAUUUGUGCAGAUUUCUAUUUUGUGUUUUAAUGUCACGGAAAUAUUCCAAAAUAACUGAUAAUAGUGGUAAAGUAGUGUGCAUAGUCUGAAUUCAUUUUGAGUUUCUAGGUGUAAGCAGAUUAAAUGUUGCCCUGAAUCAGUGUUGGGUUAUCAGUUUAUAGUUAAUAUACUGCGCUACCCAUUUUGAAGAUGCACUUUGAAUUAUCUCAAAAAGCUAUACCUAUAAACUACAAAAAUGAACUUCAAAGCUUCUGAUCGAUUUCUUAGAAUCCUUUACCAUGUAAAAUCUGGUAUUUGUCUGGUAUUUGAUUUCAGUACAAUUUUUCCUGCUAAAGCUGCUAUUAUUCUGACAGGUAGAGGUCCAGACUCACCUUCAUUGAAAGCAAUCAUAACUGAAUUAAACAAAAAUUAUUUACAAUUGAAGGAGAGAUGAAUUUUUGCAUUUUCCUGGUACCCAAAUCAGUCAGUGAUGAAGUUUGCAAGGAGGGGGAUACCUCAAUUCUCUCCUUUAGGAAACAGGAAAAACAAAAAACCCUUCAAUAUGUUUUGAUAGAACUGUUUUGUCAUGAAUUAAGCAAUUGUAUUAGGUUUUCCAAGACCUUUACCAGUAAAUUUUGUUUCUAUAUGUAAAAUAAAUAGCCCUUUAUUAGAGAUACAGUGUUAUAUGUAUUUACAAAAUUAUAUAAGUUCCAUUGGGAUUGUAUUGAUUUUUGUAUUUUCCCAAAGUAGUAAUUUGAAUUGAUAGUCCUUUAUGCAACAUCUUAGCAAUAGUCACUAUAAUGCCCAUCCAGGAGAAGUGGGUAGUAAUCAUCCAUCAUGGAAAUGAUAUAUUACAUUCUAGUAUCUUCCCUUUGCAGUAUUGCACUUUCAUUUAACUAGAACACACCUAUGAGAUAGCCAAAGUUUUUCAACCCAGUUAACUUAGUUUGCCAAUGGAGUAUUUCAGCACCAUUCAUAUUUCCCUUUCUUCCUCUAGUUUUACCCAUAUGAUUUUUAUUCCUUUCUUCCCUCAAUUAAAAAGAAAAAGGAAAAAAAAUCCUAGAUCUUAUCACUAAAGUCUAAUUUAUAGCAAAUCUAUGAGAUAAAGUAUUUUCCUAAUUAUAAUCAAAUGGAUUUGGUUAACAUCCUAGUAAUUCUCUUUAUAUGUAAUAAGGCAAUUACAGUUUUCAAAGCAUUAAGGCUAAUGUUAACUUAAACAUUCUCUUGGGUUUCAAGGCAUUUCUUUGUAGUAUUGAUGGGGGGGAAAGUUGUUCAGGUAUAUCAGCUAAGAAAAAUAACAUGCAGAUAAGGUUGUGUAAAGUUAAGGGUUAUAAAGAGAAAAGAAUCAAUAGAAUUACAUAAAACUAAAGUGAGUUGAAAGGAUAUCCAAGUAUGUGUUGGUAGUUACUAAAAGACUUAUAGCUGUUAUUGCCUUGUAUUUAUAGCCCUUGUUCAGGUUUCAUGAUUUAAGUCUUAGUCCAAUUUUUCUUUUGGACAUUUGCAAUAUUUACCAGUUGUGUUUUGUGUAGUCUGAAUUUGCUUUCUGUAGUUGAGCAAACGUCUUUAAAGUCAUUUGUAAUUUAUUAAAUUACUUUCUAUGAUGUUCUAUAGAGCAAAUUGAAGUUUAAUUAUUUUUUAUUAAACAUAUUCUUUGACUACCCAUGA
This is a messenger RNA of Dipodomys ordii (Ord's kangaroo rat), 11457 nucleotides long. It is a transcript of the gene Chd9, whose product is annotated as chromodomain helicase DNA binding protein 9. The record is from RefSeq and is a predicted model, not a curated record. The coding region runs from base 170 to 8878 and encodes 2902 amino acids. Gene Ontology annotation, molecular function: ATP binding; protein binding; ATP-dependent chromatin remodeler activity. The transcript is spliced from 38 exons. NCBI's taxonomy places the organism in Eukaryota, Metazoa, Chordata, Mammalia, Rodentia, Heteromyidae.